UUUGCCUUCCUCUGCUUCUUCUUCCUUCUUUCUCCAUCUUACAGUUACAGUGUCUGUACUACUCUCUAUUUAAGUUGCUUCUUCCGAUCAUUCUUGCAGUUUCUUCGUGGGGUUUCUUUUAAAGUUCUUGUUUCAGUGUUCAUUCAUAGACCCAUUAAGGGUUGUUCUAGAUUCUGGCUCUGCUAUGAUUUGAAACGAUCUACCAGUUGGAGCUGACGAUGCCAAGGCAGAAUGUUGCGGCGGAAUUGAUUCCUGGGAAAAUCAGAAAACGAGGCUGUUCUUCAUCGGCUUCUUCCUCAUCUUCGAUUCUUCAAAAUUACAGGUUUAAACGAGCGAUUCUGGUGGGUAAAAGGACCGGAUCGAGAUCCCCUGCUUCUGCAUUUCCUUCCACUGAAUCCCCCAAUUACGAGCUCCAUCAGUGCGGCAGUGCCCGGUCCAAGCAAGCUCCAGUGUCGGCGAGGAAGCUGGCAGCGACUCUGUGGGAGAUGAAUGAGUUGCCGUUGACGACGGUGAAGGAGGGUCACGAGAGGAAAUCGAGAAAGGAAAUGAAGGCUAUUGAGAAAACGACACGGUCCAUUCAUUCUGGUUCUUUGCCGCCCCAUCUCUCCGAUCCGUCUCAUAGCCCUGUUUCCGAGAGGGGGGAUCGGUUGGGGACAGGAAGUCGUCGAAGAACUCCAUCCAUGUCUCAGAGGCUAAAGCUUGCCGAUCAUGGCGUUGGGGUUCUUGAUUCUGUUAGAACUGCUAGUUUUAUGGAGAUUGAGACAAGAUCAAGAGUCCAAACUCCGAGCGUAUCGAAUGUUGGCGUUAAAUCGCGAUUGAAAGAUGUUAGUACUACAUUAACAACUUCAAAGGAGCUUCUCAAAAUCAUUACCCGUGUAUGGGGCCAAGAAGAUCGUCCUUCAACGAGCAUGUCUCUAAUCUCAGCCUUGCACGCCGAGCUAGAGAGGGCUCGAUUGCAGAUCAAUCAGCUCAUCCAAGAGCAAAGGUAUGAGCAGAAUGAGAUAAGCUAUCUGAUGAGGUGGUUUGCUGAAGAGAAGGAAGCUUGGAAGAGCAAGGAGCAAGAAGCUGUGGAGGCUGCUAUUGAGUCCGUGGCUGGAGAGCUGGAAGUUGAAAGGAAGCUUCGGAGAAGGAUGGAGAGCUUGAACAAGAAGCUGGGGAGAGAAUUGGGUGAGACGAAAUCAUCACUUGUGAAAGUUGUGAAAGAAUUUGAGAGUGAAAGAAGGGGAAGGGAAUCUGCUAAACUCAGUGCUGUGCUUCGUGAGGAACAAACUCACGUAGCCAACAAUGGUGGUGUGGAUGAACUGAGGAAUGAAGUUGAGGCGUUUUUGGGUAUCAAAAGGGGUAAAGAGGAGGCAGGGGAAGUUGUGGAUUUGGGUGAAAGUGAUGUUGAUUCUAUAGAAUUAAAUAUGGAGAAUUACAAAAGUUAUGAUUGGAUCCACUGUUGUAGAAGGCCUUCAAUAGAUGAUGAACUCAAGGCAACAACCAAGUCUAAUUCUAAGAAGGGUUCAAGAAAAAGCAUAUCUGAUGGAUUGGAAUGGGGAAGAAGCUCUGUAAUGGAGAAAGUAGGUUGUUCAAAGAACCUCAGAGACCAGAUCUUAUAUGGGUCGAGGCUGGGUUCGCUUAAAGUCACUGCCAGCCCAACUAGGGCGUGGGAACAAGCGCGGCCCUCAAGAGACCUCGCUGAUACAGUCGCUGAGAGAGCUUCCUUGGUGCAGGGUAAUGGUUUGAAGUGUAGAGGGGACGGUGUAAGUUCGAGGAAGUACAAGUGAGCCCAGCAACCAAAACCAUUGGAUCGGUCGAGCCUGCUAAGAUGUUGUAGCGGCCCGGUGCUGAUAAUCUCAAAAAGUGCUUUGAAUUCUUUUUUUUUUUUUUUUUUUUUUUUUUUUUUUUUUUUUUUUUUUUU
Messenger RNA from Cucurbita pepo subsp. pepo (vegetable marrow), 1903 nucleotides. The record is from RefSeq and is a predicted model, not a curated record. NCBI's taxonomy places the organism in Eukaryota, Viridiplantae, Streptophyta, Magnoliopsida, Cucurbitales, Cucurbitaceae.